AUGGCCUUCAAACGUACUCUGUCCGCUCUUGCGCUGGCGCCGCAUCUCACGUCUGCCCUUUUUCUGAACACAACUCGAUCGCUCACUCUAUCAACCAGAAGCUUUCUUUCUCAACCAUCUCAGUCGCUUCUGAUAUCCUCUUCGGACAUCCGUCAUGCUCAUGGCUCCUUGGUGUCAAUUUCGUCGGCCCCAGAGAUUACCAUUACUGCCAACUCUACACAGGUCCCAUUCGACUUCCAUAGGCUCAGCUCUAUCAGCUGUAGCUUCGAAACCUCUGCAGACGCCGGGGAUACCUGCGAGUCGUUCUCCGCUGUAUGGGGUUUGACGGUCGAACAGUUUGUAGCUUUGAACCCUGGCGUUACCUGUCCUAAUCUCGUCGCCGACCAGUCGUACUGCGUGAUUGGUACCGUCUCCCCAGGCACGACCACCGCUGCUCCGGCUACGACCACUCCGACAACAACACCCUUUCCCACGCAGACAACGCCAAAACCAACGACGACGACGUCUGCGCAGCACCAACCUCAGCAGUCUGGCUUGGCAGCCGACUGCAACAACUUCUACCUUGUUUCUGCUGGAGAUACGUGCAGCUCCAUCGAAGGUCAAUAUGGCAUACCUGCGCAUCAGUUUGGUUCAUGGAACCCUUCCAUUGAUUCGGAUUGUUCCAACCUCCUAGCAGGUUACUACGUCUGUGUGGGCGUUCCCGGGGCCACGACGACACCACCCUCGAAGACUACAGAGAUGACAUCGAAGGCUGGGAACGGUAUUACGACCCCAACUCCCACUCAGUCAGGCAUGGCGGACAACUGCAACAAGUUCGAUCUCGUCGAAUCCGGAGACUCGUGUGGAGACAUCGCCACAACUUACAAUAUCCCCUUGGCGACUUUCUACUCAUGGAAUCCAGCAGUAGGCUCCGACUGCAGCGCUUUGUGGGCCGGCUACUACGUAUGUGUCGACACUACUAGCUACAGGCCGACUACUACGACCUCCGCGGGUAACGGAAUUACCACGCCAACUCCUUACGAGUCUGGCAUGGUAGACAAUUGUAACAAGUUCUACGAAGUCCAAUCCGGUGAUACGUGCGACUCAAUCGGUCAGAGCCAGGGUGUCACAACGGCUGAUAUCGAGAGCUGGAAUCCUAAGGUCGGAUCGACCUGUUCAAGUUUGUACCUGAACUAUUACAUCUGUGUUGGUAUCAAGUAG
Messenger RNA from Zasmidium cellare ATCC 36951, 1200 nucleotides. RefSeq names its product carbohydrate-binding module family 50 protein. The transcript has 2 exons. Bases 1 to 1200 code for a protein of 399 amino acids. The record is from RefSeq and is a predicted model, not a curated record. NCBI's taxonomy places the organism in Eukaryota, Fungi, Ascomycota, Dothideomycetes, Mycosphaerellales, Mycosphaerellaceae.